Messenger RNA from Helicoverpa zea (corn earworm), 3239 nucleotides. Its product is annotated as sarcalumenin. The record is from RefSeq and is a predicted model, not a curated record. Lineage: Eukaryota; Metazoa; Arthropoda; Insecta; Lepidoptera; Noctuidae. Gene Ontology annotation, molecular function: GTP binding. Bases 230 to 2713 code for a protein of 827 amino acids. The transcript has 11 exons.
AGUUGAGGCUGGAAGCGCGGGCGCCGCCGCGUGUCGUGGGCUGCGCUUGGCACGCGCACCGCGCUGAAUGUCGCUGAAAGCUCCGGCGCGGGGAGAGCCUCGCGCUCUCGCCAGUACCCCUCCGACCAGCGAUGCUGUGCUGUCUCCGGAAAUAGAAUUGGCCGACCAGGUGCGCGAGUGUGUGUGCAAAUGACUGAUAGCCCAGCACAGCGGGCUUAACUUGAACAACAUGUGGAGCAAAGGAUUCACGCUAUGGAGGAUAAUGCUGUGCAUGUUGUUGGCAGUGUCGGCUUGUGCCGCGGUGGUGCGAGCCGACGACGAAGUACCAUCUGAGUCACAAUGCCGGCCAUACAUCGAAAAAGCUCUCAAGGAGCUGGAGUCAGGAGAUGUGGAACCAGACUCUGCCGAAAAAAACGACAGUGAUGAAGUAAGUGUCGCCGACGGAGAUGACACUAAAGAAGACAAUUCAGCAGAAAAUGGCGGAGAAGCGGCAGAUAGCGCGGAAGACGAUGCGCCGUCAGUAGAAAUAGCUGACGAGCCUUACGUGUCACAAGCGUCCGUCGAGGAGUUACAAGCUGAUGACACUGACUCGGGAGAGGCUGCAGACGAUGGGGACAGCAAGGAACAACAGGCUGGUGAUGCAGACAGUGGCGAAGCAUCUGCUGAAGAAGAAACAACGAACCAAGAAAGUGAAGAAGCUGAAGACGAGACCAAGGGUGACAGUAACGAAAAAUCCCAAGAAGGAUCCGAAGAAGACAGCCAGGAAGUGAAGGAAGAGGAUAGCAAAGAAACCGAAGCAACUAGUCAAGAAGCAGAUGACGACGACAAGUCUGCUGAAGCUGCAGACGCAUCUGACGAAAAUAAAGACGAUGACGGUAAGACACAAGAAGAAGACGAUGGAUCUCAAGAAAAGGCUGACGAAUCUCAAGAAGACGCAGACGAUGAGCAAGACUCGAAAGAAGCUAAAGAUGACGAAUCUGGCGAAGAGAAAGCUGCCGACGAAUCUGGCGAGCAAGAUGCUUUAGCAGAAGACAAAGAUGAAUCGAACGAAGACCAAGACACAACUACUGAAGACAAAGAUGAUUCAGGAGAAGCUAAAGACGAGUCUGGUGAAGAGAAAGCCGAUUCUGGAGAGGAUACUGAGGAAGCAGCCGAUGAUAAGGAGUCAGUAGAAGAGAAAGAUGAGUCGCAAGAGAAAGACGAGUCUGCAGAAGCUGAAGGAGGGGUAGAAGACAAGUCGCAAGAAGAGGAGGAGUCUGCAGCAGAUAGCAAGGAGGAGGAAGAUGGAGACAAGUCCGAGGAGGCCUCUGAAGCCGGGGAAGAGGCUGAAGCUGCUGGAGAUGAAGGUUCGGAGGAGGAAGGAGCGCCUGAAGAAGAUUUAUUAAUUACUAUUGAUAUUCCUGAAAACUUGAGAUCUCGUGACCAUAUUACCAAAAUUUUAAGGCUAGAUGAAGAAGCGAGCGAAGAUGAGUUAACUGUUGAAAAAUCUGCCGACAUCGUGCUCAGAGAUUUGAAGAGGUUAUACGAGAACUCCAUUAAACCAUUAGAAGGUCUUUACAAGUACAGGGAUCUGAGUAACAGGCAUUUUGGCGAUCCUGAGAUAUUCUCGAAGCCUUUGGUACUCUUCAUGGGUCCGUGGAGCGGUGGAAAAUCUAGCAUCCUGAACUACUUAACGGGGCUGGAGUUUACUGAAUGGUCUCUUAGAACUGGGGCGGAACCAUCACCUGCAUAUUUCAACAUUCUAAUGCACGGCAAAGAACCACAAGUGCUGGACGGCACUCAGCUGGCAGCUGAUUGGACUUUCUCCGGUCUUCAGAAAUUCGGUCAAGGUCUGGAAGAGCGUCUGAGGGGCUUGAGAUAUCCCAGCAAAAUAUUAGAAAAGGUUAAUAUCGUGGAGAUUCCUGGAAUACUGGAAGUAAGGAAGCAAGUGUCCCGUGUAUUCCCCUUCAACGACGCCUGCCAGUGGUUCAUCGACCGCGCCGACAUCAUCUUCCUGGUCUAUGAUCCUUCCAAACUGGACGUGGGUCCCGAGACUGAAGCUAUACUCGACCAACUCAAAGGCAGGGAGUCUCAGACACGCAUCGUGCUGAACAAGGCCGACACAGUGAAGCCGGAGGAACUGAUGCGCGUGCAAAGCGCGCUGAUCUGGAACAUCUCGCCGCUGAUGAGCUCCGCGCAGCCACCCGUCAUGUACACGGUGUCACUGUGGUCCAUGCCGUAUGAGGCCGGAGCGCCAGUGCGUCUACUGCAAGCCCAGGAGAGAGAACUCCUGAGGGACUUGCGGCAAGCCAUCGAUAAGCGCAUUGAGAAUAAGAUCGCAAGCGCUAGGAGAUUCGCUGUUCGCGUGAGGAACCACGCUAAGAUGGUUGACUGCUACCUGACCACGUAUUACAACCACAAGACAAUAUUCGGCAACAGGAAGAUCAUUGCCGAUGCCAUCAUUGAAAACCCUCAGAACUACCACAUCUAUGAGGGUCUUAGCACACUCACCAAUAUUUCCAGGUACGACCUGCCCGACCCCGAGACGUACCGGGAUUUCUUCCGGUUGAAUCCCCUGUUCGAGUUCCAGCAGCUAUCGGCGACGUGCACGUACUUCCGAGGCUGCCCCAUCACGCGGCUGGACGUGGCCAUCGCUUACGACCUGCCCGAGCUUGUCGGCAAGUACAAGAAGAUGGUGGAGACCGCUACGCCGCAGGGCAUGCCCAAGAGUUGAUGCCUCCGCGAACGAACGAACCCCGCACCACACUACACACCCGCUUUUUAAUUUUAGCCAAUUGGAUUGGACAUUUAUUUUGGGCACAUUUUGCAUUUCUUCAUCUAAUCGGGCAUCAAAUCACUAGUUAUUUUUCGUUACAUCGCAUUUCUUUAUUUAUCUGUAAUUUAUUUUGCUUUAUACUCGCUUGUUCCUGUUUUUGAGAUGAAUGAUGUCGUAUCGUAUGAUUUAUUGUGAUUUUCUUCGUGCGUUUAUUAGUGGUGAUGAUAGACAACGCAAGACAACUUCCAAUCCUAAUUAUCAAGGUGUUUUUUAUACAUGUCUCAAAAAUGCAAUAUAUUACUAGUCAUUAUUGAAGUUGUUAGUUACUCUUGUAUCUAUUCUAAGGUAUGUCAAUGUAGGUAUUCCUACUACUAGUUCUAAUUAAAUCCCGUACUUGAGCGGUGUUUGCCGUUAUUAUUUCUUUGUUAGUUAUUAAUGAGACACAAUGUGACUAUGUAUUUAAGUAAAAACUAAAUAAAAAUCA